This is a messenger RNA of Helianthus annuus (common sunflower), 1362 nucleotides long. RefSeq lists its product as uncharacterized. The record is from RefSeq and is a predicted model, not a curated record. Lineage: Eukaryota; Viridiplantae; Streptophyta; Magnoliopsida; Asterales; Asteraceae. The transcript has a single exon. Bases 151 to 1281 code for a protein of 376 amino acids.
GCCGUUGAGCCGAUAAAACAGCCAAUAACAACCUUAACAUUCUUCAUUUGAUCAUAAUCCCCAUUUGAUUCAUCAAGAAAUUAUAUGUUGUUGACCAAUAUAUACAUACACUUUUUGUAUAUAUAGGUCAGGAAGAAGAAUAAUAAGAACAUGAAUGGUGUGAAGGGGAAGUUCUUGAAGAAACUGAAGACGAUUAAGACGGUCGGGUACUUGCAACCCGAUCGAAUUCUCCAUGUCGAUGCAGCCGGUGUGCUUAUCGAUAAAUUCUUUGCGAAGUCGAGCGAUAAAUCUGAAAAAGAAUUAACGCAGAUUGAAAACAAGAAGAGUGUUUUAGAGCAAGAAUAUGAAGUUAUUGAUGUGUUGGAGCUCAUGAAGGAUCUUGAAGAUGAAGAUGAAGAUGUUCGAGUUCGACCCGUGAGUGACACGGGUUAUGUUGAAGAGGAUAAAGAAAAUGUUCGACCCGUGAGUGAUACGGAUUAUGUUGAAGAGGAUAAAGAAAAUGUUGGACCCGUGAGUGACGCGGGUGUGAAGCCGAAGGCGGGGAAUGGGAACUCGAAAAGUUUCGGUGAUACUCCGUUGUCGAAAACUGACAUCUCGUCUUUUCGGCCACCGGAUUUGGAUUCCGACACGCUUUUUGACCCGAAUCUUUUGGCGGCUUUUCGACUGGCGGUUGAGGAGUUUAAAGCUCAAGAAGAAAAGAGGCGAAAUCGAGUUUUACGGGACAUUGAACACGAGUUAGAUCAAAAUCUGGAUGGCGAAAGGCCGCUUAAAACGCCGAAAUUGGAAGAAAUCGAUAAUCCCCUUUUGGAUUUCGAGAAGAUCUGUCCGCCUGGAGGAAGCGAUUCGGUGAUUUUUUACACAACAGGACUCAGAAGCAUCCGAAAGACAUUCGAAGAUUGCUCUAGUAUUCGAUUCCUACUCGAGAGUUUUAAGGUAUUAUAUCACGAACGAGAUCUAUCGAUGCACCUGGAUUUCCGAGAUGAACUAUUUCGGAUACUGGGAGGAAAGAUGGUCCCACCAAGGUUGUUUAUCAAGGGGAGGUACAUCGGAGGAGCAGAGGAAGUGUUGCGAUUGCACGAACAAGGGAAGUUCUGCCCACUUUUGGCUGGAAUUCCGUUAAACACGUCGGAUGGGCCCUGCGAAGGCUGUGCUGGAGUUCGGUUUGUAAUGUGCAUAAGUUGCGAUGGGAGUCGAAAGGUGGAUUCGGGUGACGGAUUGUUGCGCGAGAAGUGUAUGAAAUGUAACGAAAAUGGUUUGAUCAUAUGUCCCGUUUGCUGUUGAAAUACUUUUGGUUACUUGUAUCGAGUGUGUUUUCAUUGUUGACUAUUCUUUUAUUAAUUUCAAUUGGACUGUUAGAUAAUA